This is a messenger RNA of Penicillium pulvis, 2682 nucleotides long. RefSeq lists its product as uncharacterized. Gene Ontology annotation, cellular component: nucleus; chromatin. The coding region runs from base 1 to 2682 and encodes 893 amino acids. The record is from RefSeq and is a predicted model, not a curated record. Gene Ontology annotation, molecular function: DNA binding. Gene Ontology annotation, biological process: regulation of DNA-templated transcription. NCBI's taxonomy places the organism in Eukaryota, Fungi, Ascomycota, Eurotiomycetes, Eurotiales, Aspergillaceae. The transcript has a single exon.
AUGAUGGGAUACGGGGGUCAACCCUUUCACCCUUCCCAGCAGCAACAGCAACAGGCGCAGCAAACUCACCCUUCAAACCAAGCCCAGCAUCCCCUGGCCCCUCAACGUCAGCAUAUCCCAUCACCGUCGCUUGGCGCCGCGCCGAACCUCCCGCAACAUGGAAGUCCUUUCCCAAGCAACAAGCCGAUUUUCCGGGCACAGCCGCAACAGAAUUUUGCGGCGACACAAUCCCCGGACAUGCGUAAAAUGGCUCCGACUUCGACAGGACCUUUAGCGGGGUAUCCCACCACCACAAGUUUUGCGGCACAAUUCCCUGCCCACUUUGCGCCACAAGGCUCACCGGAUCUAAUGUCGCGGAAUCCCGAUCCUAUGGCUUUGCAGAAUAUUCAGAGGGGGGGCUACAAUCCGAUUGCGCACCUGCGACCGCAGCCAGGAAUGAGUCCGGGAAUGAGUCCUGGGAUGAGCCCUCCGACUGCCAUGACACAUCAGCACGCUGCGGGAGUAUCGUCACCACAACAGUCUUUGAAUAGGCUGCCUCAUUCGGGUGUACACCAACGGGAAAGCUACCCAUCGGCUAGCCCAUCCAUGGCGAGUCCCUCCAUGUUUGCCAUCAACCAGCAGAGACAGCCUCAGUCUCAGCCACAAUCCCCCCAACAGACACAUCAGCAGUUGCAGCAGAGGCAGCAACAAUACCAGCAGCAACAGCAACAUCAGGAACGAAUGCAACAACAACGGAUAGAGCAACAAAAACAGUUUCAGCAGCAGCAACAACAACAACAGCAGCAACAGCAGCAGCAACAGCAGCAGCAACAGCAGCAGCAACAGCAGCAGCAACAGCAACGAUUAGAGCAGCAACAGCAACAACAACAAAGGCUGGAGCAACAGAAGCAGCUAGAACAGCAAAAGCUAGAGCAGCAGAAACGCCUCGAACAGCAGCAGCAGCAACAACAACGUCUUGAACAGCAACGGCUAGAGCAACAACAGCAAAAACAGCGGCUGGAGCAGCAGCAACAGCAACAGCAGCAGCAGCGCCUAGAGCAGCAGCGAUUAGAGGCGCAAAAACAGCAUCAGCAACGCUUGGAGAAACAACGGUUGGAGCAACAGCAGAAGGAGCUUUUGGAACAGCAGAGGUUACAAAAGUUGCAACAGCAAACCCAAGUACAAAACCCUUAUCAGCAACAAGCCUCUCCCUUUGCGCAGCAUGCCCAGUCCCCGUUCCAUCAGUACCAGCCGCAAGGGUUCGUCCAACAACCUGUCCAAUUCAACCAGCAAAGUCAACCCCAAUUCACCUCUUCGCAACAAGCUCCCCAGUUCCAGCACUAUCAGCCACCGUCGCAACCCUCGGCAGAUGUCCCACGUCAAUCCGUGGUACCAUCUGGAACUUCGGCAACGGGGAACCAGGCUAUUAAGAUGGAAGACCAAAGCCCUGCUCCGAAAAAGAAGGCCGCCCCCAAGCCUCGAAACUCUCUGGUUGCUCAGCCUCAAUCCACUCAGGCUCAAAUGCAGCAGACCAUUUCCGCUUCUGUACCGACUGCCACUCCUGCUCAGCCCAACGGCCAAGUACAAUUAGCUGCCGGUGACCCGUCAACUCCAACGCCAAAACGUAAACGUGGACGUCCGCGCAAGGAAGAAGUGGCAGCUAGGGCUGCUGCUGCUGCCCAAGCCGCAGCAAAUGGACAACCCAUUCCGGGAGCAUCACAGCCCGGACAAGCAUCGUUCAAUCAUAAUAUGACGCCCGCGGCCGCUGGUUCAGCUGUGGGUUCAGCUUCCCAGCUUACUCCUAUCAUCGGUCCCGAUGGAACUCCAUUACCUCUAAAGCGCAAGCGUGGUCGCCCUCGCAAGGCGGACCAAAUUGCUUGGGCUGCUGCAACAGGACAGCCAUUACCACCACCGAAGCCAAGAAAACCUCCCCAGCCCAAGGCAAACAAGCCUAAACAACCUGGCACAGGUCGGCCUCGUGGAAGACCUCGCAAAGCAGAUGUUGCUGCGGCGGCGGCUGCGGCGGCGGCUGCAGCCGCUGCAGGCGGAAAUCCGACACAGGCUGAGAACAAGCCGAACGUGGGAGAUAAUGCAGACAUGAACCAGGCUCGUAAGCGUGCGGCACUCGUGGGAGAUGACGAUCCAAGCAAGCGCCUUUGUCCAACACCUCCAUACCACCAACAAGGCCAAAUGCAACAGCAGCAACAAAUACCCCAACAGAAUCACUCGCUUCCCCAGCCUGUUCAGUCUAUGACAGGGCAGUCCAUGUCUGGCCAAUCAAUGCAAGCACAAUCAAUGCAAGCACAAUCCAUGUCUGGUCAACCAAUGCAAGCACAAUCGAUGCAAGGACAAGCAAUGUCACAGGCUCACCACCUCCAGCAGCAGGCUCAGCACAUGACGACCCAGGCAGGUCAACACAUGCCCCAGCAACUCUCACACCAGCCUGGACAAACUAUGUCAAUGCCACAUAUGCACAUGCAUCAACAGUCGCCUAUUCAUUCAGGGCGACCUACGCCCCCGCAUGCGUUUAUGCAGAUGCCUCCUUUACAGCAGGUUCAGGCCCAACCGAUGCACGGACACCCCCAGCCCCAGCUUCAAGGCGUUCAGACACACCACACACAAGGCAGAGUUCCACCACGCCCUGCACCACAGCAUCAACAUCAACAUACAUUCCAGAUUCAACUCCAGCCUCAGCCGACCUAG